Molecule: messenger RNA, 1770 nt
Organism: Orbicella faveolata
Lineage: Eukaryota; Metazoa; Cnidaria; Anthozoa; Scleractinia; Merulinidae
Product: ubiquitin carboxyl-terminal hydrolase 16-like
Biological process (GO): protein deubiquitination
Molecular function (GO): zinc ion binding; cysteine-type deubiquitinase activity
Source: RefSeq, a predicted model, not a curated record
CCCCAGGGGAAUGUUCUGUCAUGUCCUGUUUAAGCCAGUUUUGCGUCUCUGAAAUGUUAGAUGGUAAUAAUAAGUUUGCUUGCGAAGAGUGUAGCAAACGAGCGCAACGAGUGAACGAGGGCAAAGGAGCCAGUGCGGCGAAACGUGACAAUAAGGAUGACGAUGAUACUGGAGACUCGUCUUUAGAAGACGAACCAAAAGGUGCAACGGCAAGUAAACCUUCGACGAGCAAGAAGAAAGAUUCUAAGCACCGGACUGUGUACACGGUUGCUAGUAAACAGAUGCUUAUCUCUCUCGCUCCUCCAGUGCUGACCCUUCAUCUGAAGCGCUUCCAGCAGGCUCGCUUCACUUUAAGAAAACUCACUAAACAUGUGGACUUUCCUGUGGAGCUGAACCUGGGGCCGUUUUGCAGUAGAAGUGGAAAGACUCGACCUGACUCAGAAGGACAAGUGUUGUACUCACUGUACGGUGUGAUUCAACACAGUGGCAACAUGAACAGUGGGCAUUACACAGCUUGUGUUAAAGUGAGGGAGCCACCUGUCAAAGGUCUUUAUGACAAGAUAACCAGCAUGAGUGAAUUAACUGAGUUUAUAAAAAACAUGUGGACUGCUGGGAAGACCGGUGUCAAACAUGGCAAUUCAAGAUGUCGUCAUGAGCCUGCUCCAGAUGGUCAGUGGUUUCACGUCAGUGACGCGAGCGUGGUGGCAAUAGCGGAGACGAAAGUGCUUAAGAGUCAAGCAUACAUGUUAUUUUACGGACGGCUUCCUCUUGGAAGCAGAUGAUUAAUAUGUGACCAGAGUGUCAUGUUGAGCAUUUUAUAGGAUUGGAACGGUUUCUGUCAGGCUUUCUCACCAACGACUCAAGAACUUAUUUGUGUUGCUUUUGCAUAUGUUAGUUCACUAGAUCAGUGAAGCGCAGUCUAACCAAUAAACGGAUUCGAUUGUUGCCACCCAAUUCAGAUGAUGUGAUGAAUCAUUUGGAAGGUUACAAUUGUUCUGUUUGUACAUACUCCAGGAGCCCAUGACUCCUGAUACUCCCAUGCAAUUAGUUGGGUCUGGCAAAUUGCAUGAGUGUAACCGCCCCUCUAAGGAAUCAUCAUGUGGUCUGGAUGGGGUGGCAACAAGGCUGUAAACACGUCAGCCGAAACCCUCCAUUGAGCGUUUUCACCCACGUGACCAGCAGCCAUGCCAGAUAAUUGGAACAAAAGAAAGUGAUUACAUGAGAAAUGAGUUGAAUUCCCAGGGGAUUGGUUUGGGUGCCCCAACAUGGCCGCCGUUGCAUUGAUUUGGAACACCUAUAUGGCUGCCAUGACGUCACGGGAAAACACUCUAUCAACCAAUCUGAAGCAAAGCAAACCAAUCGUUGACUUGGCUUACCCCCGUUUUUCCCGCGCUUGGCACUAGGUGCAUUUUUUUGCCUCGAGUUCUGAUUGGCUCUUUACAUUAUUUGCAUUUCCUGUGAUUGGCCAAUGGUGAUGACUUCUGUUUCGAUUUUAAGGCCCAGUUAUUAGUGAAAGUUUAAAGUUAUGGUUGUUCUAAGGCAGCCACUACCCUUACAAAUAGGAAUAUAAGCAAGUUAUGUAAGUAAACUCGAAGGCGGCAAGGACGGAAAAGGUGACGUGAGCAACCUAUUUUCACGAAUGCUUUUGGUUUGCACCUGGUUGGUAGAAAUGGUCGUCAAAUAUUUCACGAGUUCUUGAACUUGUUACUAAGCUCCGCAAAGGCAAAGACAUACUAAGUACUUUGCUUUCAAAAGUAGCUGGUAACGCAA